CUUUAUUUACAGUCUGGGUCGAGGAGGACAAGAGAGAGGAUGUGUGUCGCCUCGCUCCUUCCACACCCUAGUGACGUGAUAUUGUAUUGACUUCCCGUAACACGCAGCAACACCUCUACAAUUACCUGAGUGUUCCACCUAAUUACCGGGGAACAGGUCCAAGAUGGCAGUUCUUCUCUGACUACCCCUCCUCCCUUCCCCCCCCACCAACGGCUUCCUCCCCACCACCACCACGGCUACCUCCCCCUCCUCCUCCUCCCCCUCCCCUCCUCCUCCCGCUCCUCCUCCCCCUCCCCCGUGAUGGUGGUGGUGGUGGUGGUGGUGUUGCUUCUGACUGUGGGUCCCCAAUGCAGUGUAGCCAAUUCCACCACCAACCCUGGAAUAUACAUCAAGCUUAGCAACCCCUCCACUUGUGACCCCACUGCCACCACCACCACCACCACUACUACUACUACUACCACCACCACCACCACCACCCACAACACCACUGGCGGCCGGUUUGGGGUCAUUGUGUCGCCCAGGUCAAGUCAGGGCAAGUGUUCAUGGAUCAUUGUCAACCCACGCCAGGAAACUCUGCUGCUCAGUGUUACCCAUCUGAACCUGUCUGAGGGGCCUUGCAAGGAGCACCCCAAACGCUGCUGCAAACACUGGCUCUCCCUGUUUGCCACAGCCCCAGACGAAAACCAGUUCAAGCCAAACGGACACAACAAACACAGCCUCCGUGACUUCAGCCAGUCCACCCUUCAUGGAAUACUGCAGGGGGUGUCUGAGGGUGGUGGAGUGCUGGGAGGCAGGCGGCUGUGUGGGUCUACUCCCCCCGCCCCUGUGGUGACUCAAGCCCCCAGGGUGUAUGUGCGGUACAGCCAGGAUGCUUGGUACAGAGGCCGCUCACUUCCACAUGGAGGGUUCAGGAUGGUGGUGUUUGCUUUGACGAACAGCAGCUGUGGUUCAGAUGAGUUUGCCUGCACCUCCUCCACCUUGUGCCUGCCCAGAGUCCACCUAUGUGACGGCCAGGUGGAUUGCCCUGACCACUCUGAUGAGCUGAAGUGUCCCUCAGAAAUGGAGCUGGUUCAGAAAGGGUGUGGCGUCAACAAGUGGUACUGUGGUGUGGGGCGGGAGUGCUACACAUCGCAGCGCUGUGACGGCAUUCCACACUGCUCCAAUGCUGUGGAUGAACUCUCCUGCACGACCAAGUGUCAUAACAAGGUGGCCUGCUGGGGGGGCGGCUGUUACCACAUUUACCAGCGCUGUGACGGCUCUCCGGACUGUGGCGAUGCUUCCGAUGAGGCUAACUGCUCCACCCUGCUGUGUAAUGACAAGAACGGCACCUUCCUGUGUGACAAUCACCGCUGCAUCCGAGAGACAUGGAGGUGUGACCAGCUGGACGACUGCCGGGAUGGGAGCGACGAGCAGGACUGCCUUAGGAACUCGGUGAUAGGUGUGGCAGCGAUGGGUGGGCUGAUGUGCUCUCUGCUGCUGGUGGUGGCUGUGGGCUGCACCGGGAGGCUGUACGCACUGAGGAUGGGCCUGACACGCCUGCAGGGCCGGAGCAGGGGCAGCGGGGGUGGGGCACAGCGCGGGGAAGGUCGUGGCCCACCCCCUCCUAGGUCCAGACUAGAGGAACAUUUGCUGCAGAGAGAAAUGCCACCACCUUAUGAUGUCGCUGUCAAUGAUGCGUCCAGCUCACUGUUCAGCACAUGGGGGUGUCACCGUCACUGGCGCCGCCCCUCAGUGCCACCGGAGAGGGAUCAGACACCCCCCUCCCCCAGAGUGCCGGUGUAUGGAGGCACCCCCACUCUGGAGCCCCGCCGCCCCCACCCUCCCUCACAGCUGGCUGGGGAGGAGGUGGAGAAGGUGGAAGAGGGUGCUGAUCCAGACUAUUUCUCCACACAAGAGGAUGACGUGCCCCUGCUUUCAAAUUUGGUUGAGGGCGGUUACCAUGGCGAUGAAGGGAGGAGGCAGGAGGAAGAAGAGGAGGAGGAGGAGAGAGAUGAUGUUCCUCUUCUUCUGGACCUCAUCUCCACCUCCACCUCCACAUCCUCCUCCACCUUUGAUCUAGAUUCAGAUGAAGAAUUAGGAGGCACAAGAGAGGAAGGUAUACCACACCUCACAACACACACACACCAUCCCCAGCCUGAACCACACACCCCACACCACUCCAGGGACAGCAGCACCCCUCCUCCUGCCCCUCCUGCACCCCACGGCCCUCCUACACCUCCAGAAGGGGAUGUGCUGUCUGAUACGAGGGCUGCUGUCUUGGCCCUCAGUGCUGUCCAGUCACACAUGGAUAACUUCACACAGUCUGACACAGAGUUGAUUAGUCAGUGAGUCUGUGUGUGUGUGUGUGUGUGUGUGUGUGUGUGUUGACUAUCUUUGAGUGUGUGUGUGUGUGUUUGGGUAUCAUUGUAUGUGUGUGUGUGUGUGUGUGUGUGUGUGUGUGUGUG
This is a messenger RNA of Portunus trituberculatus (swimming crab), 2444 nucleotides long. RefSeq lists its product as uncharacterized. Gene Ontology annotation, molecular function: protein binding. Bases 301 to 2328 code for a protein of 675 amino acids. Lineage: Eukaryota; Metazoa; Arthropoda; Malacostraca; Decapoda; Portunidae. The transcript has 12 exons. The record is from RefSeq and is a predicted model, not a curated record.